Molecule: messenger RNA, 1902 nt
Organism: Hippoglossus stenolepis (Pacific halibut)
Lineage: Eukaryota; Metazoa; Chordata; Actinopteri; Pleuronectiformes; Pleuronectidae
Gene: ndufaf7
Product: NADH:ubiquinone oxidoreductase complex assembly factor 7
Exons: 11
Coding region: 296-1642 (448 amino acids)
Biological process (GO): mitochondrial respiratory chain complex I assembly
Cellular component (GO): mitochondrion
Molecular function (GO): protein-arginine omega-N symmetric methyltransferase activity
Source: RefSeq, a predicted model, not a curated record
GUCUCAUCCGCCUCUUAGCUUUAGCAUUAGCUUCAGCGUUUAGCUCCUGCACGUGAACUCUGCUGGUUUUAUCUAUUUUAAACAUCAGUCAGGGACAAAUCAACACGUGCGUGUGUUUGAAUUCUCAAUCCGAAGAUAACACGUGGUUUCUGUUUCCGGAUCUUUUCGUUUUCCACCUUUAACGCGCGUAUAACCCGACGAAGCUAAUGCUAACCGGCUAGCAGCUAACCCUGUCAGGGCAGAAAGUUAAAGUGAAGUUUAAAGUCUCAAUGAAUUCAUCUGAAAAUUCAUAAGUAUGAGAAGUUUCCUCGGUUUUAAAACUCAGCGGCUGCUCAGCGGAGUCUUCAGCUCAGCAGCAGCAGUGCGAUGGCGAGCAGCUCAGACCAGACUCCUCUGCAGCUCCUCGCCGGAUGAAGACAAACGCCGACCGUCCAUGCUGAGACACCUGACCUCCAAAUUAAAAGCCACAGGUCCGAUUUCGGUGGCCGAGUACAUGAGGGAGGUUCUCACCAACCCUGUGACGGGUUAUUAUGUGAGGAACAACAUGCUCGGACCAGACGGGGAUUUUAUCACCUCACCUGAAAUCAGUCAGAUCUUUGGAGAGUUGCUCGGCGUCUGGAUCCUCAGCGAGUGGAUGGGAGCAGGUCGACCCAACCAGCUGCAGCUGGUGGAGCUCGGACCUGGAAAAGGAUCGUUGGCCAGCGACGUCCUCAGGGUGUUCGGUCAGUUGCAGUCAGUUCUGUGUGACGCCUCGGUGUCCCUCCACCUGGUCGAGGUGAGUCCGGCUCUGAGUCGGCUGCAGGCCCAGACUCUGACCAGGGACAGCAGCCGGGAGGCGGACGCAGAGGACGAGCUGGUUUACCGCCGCGGGGAAACUGCAGCCGGCCUCCCGGUGUCCUGGUACCGCCGCUUAGACGACGUCCCCACAGGUUUCAGCAUCUUUAUCGCUCACGAGUUCUUCGACGCUCUGCCCAUCCACAAGUUUCAGAGGACGGAGAAAGGCUGGAGGGAGGUUAUGGUGGACAUCGACCCGGAGAAGUCCGAUCAGCUGAGGUUCGUCGUGACUCCGUCUCCCACGCUGGCCUCGUCCACAUUCGUUCGUGCCGAUGAAAGGCGGGAUCAUGUGGAGGUGUGUGCAGAGGGCGGGGUCAUCGUCCAGCAGCUGGCCCGGAGGAUCGUGGAGGACGGCGGCGCGGCGCUGAUCGCCGACUACGGCCACGAAGGAACCAAGACGGACACGUUCAGAGGUUUUAAAGGUCACCGGCUCCACGACGUCCUGGCCUCCCCCGGCUCGGCCGACCUCACCGCCGACGUCGACUUCAGCUACCUGCGGAGCAUAGCUGGAGGGGGGGUGGCCUGUUUGGGACCUGUCACUCAGAGGACGUUCCUGAAGAACAUGGGCAUCGACACACGGAUGCAGGCUCUGCUGAGGAACUGCAGCGACCCGUCCACCAGGAAGCAGCUGAUCAGCAGCUACGACAUGCUGACCAACCCCGAGAAGAUGGGCGAGCGCUUCCACUUCUUCAGCCUGCUGCACCACAGCCGCCUCGCCAAACCCAAGAGAGCGACGGGGAUGAAGCUGGAGAAGACGAGCCCGGCGCCGCUGCCCGUGGCCGGAUUCACUGAGCUCAGCUUCUCCUAGAGCGUCAGAAACAUCCGGAAACAACUGGACACUUGUCAGAUCUUUUCUAGUCAAGUUGUCGCGGCUGGUGAAGUGAACCAUCCACCCCUCUUUCACCACCGUGGAGCCGGUCCGCUUCGUGUGUUUGAUGGACUGAACCACUCGCAUCAGGGGGAUGUUACUGCUGGUGCACGGGCUGCGUCAACACAAACAUCACACACUCAUCAACACACUGACUCAAUUCUGAAAGCAGCUGAAUUUAUAAAAGUUUUGUGAGCAGA